AAAAAAACGUAAAGAAGAAGUUCAACCCAUAAUGCCUAAUAUGGUCAAACGUGAAGAAGAAAUUCUUAUGUCAUUAUCAAUGGAUCAAAAUCAACAACGAUUAUUUGAAUAUACGUCACCUACUUAUGAGCAUCAAGGACCUCCAGUACCUGAUAGAGCUGAUCUUGAACAACUUGGAUACUUAGAUCAUGUUCGACAAGAAAAAGCAGUUGAACGUGCUGGUGGUUAUACAAGAGAAUAUCCAUGUUUACGUGCAGUUCAAGAAGCAUUUGAUAUGUUAUUAUUUGUAAAAGAAAAUCCUAUAAAUACUGUAAAAAAAGAAUCCAAAGAUGAAAACGAACCUAUGGAAACUUAG
Messenger RNA from Adineta steineri, 355 nucleotides. NCBI's taxonomy places the organism in Eukaryota, Metazoa, Rotifera, Eurotatoria, Adinetida, Adinetidae. The record is from the annotation of a GenBank genome assembly.